Molecule: messenger RNA, 988 nt
Organism: Exophiala dermatitidis NIH/UT8656
Lineage: Eukaryota; Fungi; Ascomycota; Eurotiomycetes; Chaetothyriales; Herpotrichiellaceae
Exons: 1
Coding region: 200-796 (198 amino acids)
Source: RefSeq, a predicted model, not a curated record
CUCAGACUUCAGCGCCAGGCUUGCCUACUAAUACCCGAGUAGAACUUGCCCUCUAGUGUCGAUCCCUGCCUUCUGACCUCGAAGACACGACGAGAGCGAACAGAGCAAAGGGCCGACUUGACUUGUUUAUCACUCUGACAAUCCUGCUUACCAAGACAUAGCACACUCGUACAGAGAGCCAAACUUCUAGACAAGCAGAAUGGCUUCCACUUCCACCCGUUCUCCCAAUCCGAACCAGCUGGCUACUUCCCUCCCUGGCCUGACAACUCACAUAACCGGACACGAUCCUGCCACUGGAAAAGCGAUCGUGAAAGAAUCUCGACCGGGAAACUGGAGUGUCUACGACAACAAACUCAUGGCGUUCAACGUGGUCUACACCACAUCCGAAUUCCCGGCAAACCUUAACGACGACAAGGACCUCAAGCUUCAUGACCAAGUCAUGGAGAGCGGCAAACUGGGGCUAGUCAAUCCUCACGGCACCGUCUGCCGAGUGGUAGACUUCGCACCCGGAUUCGAGUGCAUUAUGCAUCGUACCCAGAGCCUUGACUAUGGCAUCGUGCUGGAAGGAGACAUCGACUUGGUGCUGGACAGCGGAGAAACAAAGCCUAUGCGGAGAGGAGACGUUGCGGUCCAGAGGGCCACGAUGCACGCAUGGAAGAAUACCAGCGAGACCGAGUGGGCGAGAAUGAUAUUUGUGCUGCAGGACUGCCAGAAGCUGGAGAUCGGAGGCACGGUGCUGAAAGAGGAUCUGGGCAGAGGAGUGGAAGGACUGCCAGCAAGUGGAAACGAUUCCUAAACACAGAGAGGAUUGUGAUGGUUGGACAGAGAUGCCUGAAAGUGUACAAUGUAUCUCAAGGCUGGCAUAACAGACGAUCCCAUGUUUACGAUGCUUCUUAUACCCGCUCUUUUAUCUGGACCGAGUACACGCGUCUUGCAGGCCAUGCUGCCCCUGAUUUCCACCGUGAUUCCCACUGUGGCUCCAAACCCG